CGGGCUCUACGGGGCUACGAAACGUCGGCACGAGCGCAGUUUCCCUAGCUCGGGGAAUCGGGCGCGUCCUCAGGUUGCGGAUAGAGGAACGGCCUGCAGAUAUGUAGGUUAGCCGCGAAAUAAGCAGUCCAUUCAUUUGGACUGACGAAUAAGCGGUCGCGGACAGCGAGCCCCUCGUUCGCUCGUUAACCCUGUAGAUAUGCAGGGUAGCCGUGAUAUAAGCCACUCCUAGAGUGGACGAAUAAGCGGUAGCGAUCGAGGGUAAUUCCAUAACGGGCGGGUGGGCCCGAUAGCCUGGUAAGGCAACCACCUAGGUGAAGGUAACAUCGAAAACAAAUCCCCUGGCGGCAGGUAAAACGCAGGGAAGGACACCCGUAAAACCAAACAUGGAAGGACACCAUUUGAAAAAUACAGGUACCGUUCCAGGAGUUUCGGAGACUCCAGGGCCGGCUGGGAAGAGUGCCGUUGCAGGCUCGACCCGGUCGUCAUCAAGCGACUGCAUCAAAGCCGUUGGACUGGUGAGGCAGGGUCCAGGGGGCGUUCGCGCCCAAGCUACUGUCGGAGGAUGUGCCAAGCAGGCAUCCUCCAGUGACCUUAGGGUCACUGAGGUAACUGCUGGUGGCUUAGCUACCAUCGAGGAGAUGGUGGACGACUGGGAAGGCGUGCGUGAGCGUUUUCGUGACGACAUGCCGCUAACUCAGUCGGAAUUCACUAGAUGGAACGGCUGGCUCCAAAGCAUGGAAACUGGAGGAUCGACGAUGGACUCGUUCCCGUGCGGCUCAUUCCGGGCGGCUGAAUCUUUCCGGAGUUCAGUGUCGACGGUACUGAAGCUGAUGAAGAGGGACCUGGACGACGGAAGUCCAUUCGCCCCGGAAAGGAUUAAGGAGUAUAAUCCUUUAGAGGGUGUUGAUGAGCCCGAGCUAAGAGCGGAACUCAUCGAGAAAUGCAUUGCUAGUCGCCGAGGGGAAGCUGCGGUGGAACGCCUCACGGGCGUUGCUCGCUUAGUCGCUUCGGAACUCUUAUCCCGCUACAACGACAGCGGGAUAAUGAGAAGCAUGGUUCGUGGGCUUUAUCAGGCCGUUGAGUACUUCGCGUACACAGAAGGACAAAUAAAGCAGGAAGUGACAUCUCCUUUGGAUGACGAGGACGAGAUGAUGCGGACGGGCGACCGUCGUGGAAGCGGUGAGCCUUCCCCUGAGGAAGGUUCAUCGACUCGCCCGCGCUGA
Molecule: messenger RNA, 1226 nt
Organism: Daktulosphaira vitifoliae (grape phylloxera)
Lineage: Eukaryota; Metazoa; Arthropoda; Insecta; Hemiptera; Phylloxeridae
Exons: 2
Coding region: 387-1226 (279 amino acids)
Source: RefSeq, a predicted model, not a curated record